Molecule: messenger RNA, 3030 nt
Organism: Phanerochaete carnosa HHB-10118-sp
Lineage: Eukaryota; Fungi; Basidiomycota; Agaricomycetes; Polyporales; Phanerochaetaceae
Exons: 7
Coding region: 144-2591 (815 amino acids)
Source: RefSeq, a predicted model, not a curated record
CGCCUCGAGGCUGGUGCGUUUCUUGCAUUCCAACCCCAUACCCGCGAUUCCCUCCUCUCCCCUUCAGACAGUCUCAGGCCUCAAAUUCAGAUUUUAAACAUCAUAUCUUGGUCUUCACACCCAGACUUUGUAUCUCGUACACUAUGCCGGCCGGCCGGGGCAACCGUGCUGAGCUUGCCACUCAAUCUUCAAACCCAGACAUCGGAUCUCGCGCAGAUGCCGCCAUCCCCGCCAGUCGGAGUCGUUGCAUGGAACUUGUUGAUAUAGCACUCGACACUGCAACACCCUUUUUCGAGCUGGCGGAGAGCGUACUUGAGCUUGUCCCAGUGCCGGGUCUUCCUUCCAUAGCGAAGAGCCUGGCGAUUAUCGUCGACAGGGUCAAGGAUGCUCGAACAAACGACGAUGUGCUUCGCGCAUUCAAUGAGGAAGUCACAGCUUUGGACGACGUCAUCAAGAAGGUCUUAACGAAGGCGCAGACGGUAAUCAGGGACUACGACGGAGAUGACCUAGAGAAAGACAAUCUGUUGGACGGAAUCAUGCGUUCUGAGGAGCUGCAAGUACGAGCGCAGGAAUUACAGAAUAUAAUCGGCGAGCUUCGGAAGUCUGCAGCGAAUCUCAAAGGCGGGCAUGGCUUCCGUGGCUUUCUCAAAGGCUUCUUUUACGCCUCCCGAAAUGAAGCUAUUCUGUCAGGCAUGAACAGCGGCCUGGAGAGGGCUGUAGCGAUGUUCAAGCUCCGUGGACAAAUUUCUAUCGAGAAGAUGCUCAGCAAUGCUAUGAGCGAAGCGAAGGCUUUUCGCAAAAAAGCCCAAAUAGCAGAGCAGGAGCAGAUCAUCAGCUCUAUUCCCCAUGUCCCGGCUGGGUAUCGCUCAGUAGAUGAUCUCAAGAGCGAGUUCAUGGAGGGCACCCGGACAGAACUCUUCGAAGAACUAGCUCUGUGGGCGAACGGCGGCUUUCCUCAGAAUAAUCCGAAACCAUUCUACCUCCUCUGCGGAGCUGCUGGUCUGGGCAAGUCCUGCAUCGCCCACCAGCUCUGCAUGCGCCUCGGCAGCCCAGAGCAGUCCCGUCUGGGCGCGUCGUUUUUCUUUGUGCGAGGUCGCCAAGAUCUCGAGUCGAUUCGUUCAGUCUUCCCGACCCUCGUACAUCAACUCGCACAAUCCGUGCCCCGACUGAAGCAAAACAUCGCCACCGCGGCGCGAGAGUAUCUCAAGCAAGGUGAUCAGCAGCAGAUGCCGCACGCUUUCGAAGAACUUCUCCUACGACCACUGGUUCGCACUAACGCCAUCGCGCAGGAGCCAGUCAUUCUUGUUCUCGACGGUCUGGAUGAAUGCAAAGAGCGGGAGCAGGUGCCUCAUCUCCUGAAGCUCGUGCUUGAGCUAGUCCGCUCGGUGCCCUGGAUACGCGUCUUCGCUGCGUCACGACCAGAACCGCAUAUUCUCGCAGCGCUAACAUCAGCCGAGGCCCGCGCCCUCGUGUUUCAUCGGAACCUUGAUGAAACCCUUCAUAAAUGGAAAGGCGAUGUCAGGAGCUAUAUUGAAGGCACGCUACUCAAGAUCCCCCAGUAUAGUACUUUCGUCCGCGGCCAUCCCGACAUGCUCGAACGCCUUAUAAAACUCGCGGAUGGCGUUUUCAUCUACGCGCGCAUUGCAGUUAGGUUCCUCGAUACAUAUCGCGAUGAUCCAGAAGAGCAAUUUCAGCUCUUAUUGGCGUCGAAAGGAGCGGGACUCUCGCCUCUGGAUGCUCUUUACCUCCAGGUCUUACGAUCAGCUUUUCCUCCGGAAGACCUUCACACUCUCAAAUCCCAUCACGAACGCUUGCGUUCCCUCUUGAGCUUCAUUGCACUCCGAAAACAACCUAUGACUCCUCAUGCCGUCGCGAAUUUACUCGGACUUAAAACGCUCGAGAACGACGUCAUUACAAUGGUGGACCGCCUACGCUCCAUCGUUUUGAUUAACCCGGAUGGUUGCAUGCUGCCUCUGCACGCCUCACUUGGCGAGUUCCUUCUCGACGACAAACGUUGCAGCGAUCCGCUGUAUCAUGUGGAUCGAUCCAACGGACAUGCCCGUCUCACAUCUGCAUGCUUGACCGUGUUAACCUCGUUCCGGACUUUAUCGGCUUGCUUGGAGGCUAGGCGGUAUCGCUCAGAUGACUGUGUUCUUUACGCGAAGAUGUAUUGGGACGAGCAUCUCAGGGAUGCCAAGUUUAGUAACGGUUUGGCAGACCAAGUACGCACUGCCCUGAUUCAAGCAACACCUGCAUACAUGGGGGUCCACACUGCUAGCGGCACAUUCGAUGGGACCAUUACAGCCGCGACGAGAGUAGCGCGCUUCCUCGAGCCGCACAUGGGUACCUCGGAGGCAAACGAGAUAUGUAUCGAAUACGCAAAGUCUACCGCUUAUAGCAUCCUGUGGUGGAACGACGUACGGCAGUACCCCGGGGUCGAUCCGAUAAUCAAUCCGUGUUAUUAUUCCUUCGGAGCGCUAGAUCUCGACAUCGGGAGCGACGACAUGGCGCGAUACAAUGCUGCGCAUAAACGAUUCGCGAGAGAGAUCGAGGAUGCAAGACUGACGAAAUUAUGGUACAGGAUACAGUAACUUCAAACAAUCGGUAAAUUACAAGUCGAACAUCUGGCUUCCGUACACAAACUAAGUUAUGGUGGACGCGGCGCGGGUCCGCUGUGUCCACGUGAUCGCAUGUUAGAUAGUCGCGACUUGUCGCCCCGCCAUUAUGCAUAAGAAUGUCGACGGUCAUUUCGUGCUUCGGCGGCUCAUCAUGAUGUGCUCACUUGUGGCACUGUUGUAUAUAGCGGGAUGUACAGGCAUAAUUCAGUCGCGGCGCAGAGUACCAGAAGAAGUAUAAAUAUGCCAGCCAUAACGUAUAUCCUCGGCACGCUUGUAGUUCUGACUAUGUUAUAUUCCAGUGGCCGGGAGAAAGGCGGGCACCAGAAGCAUCGUCGGAAGAAUUUGGCCGAGACAUGUCAUUCCUAGUUUGAAGCCUCUGCGUCGGGGCCGCUUGGUAUUGCAGAGGUGCCGG